AUGAAAGGGGAAAAUGGAGAUCAAAUGCAAUCUCCCCCAAGGUGGAAGGUUAAAAUGCUUUAUGAUGGUGAUUGUCCACUUUGCAUGUGUGAGGUUAACAUUCUAAAGGAAAGGAAUAAGAACUACAAUGCAAUCAACUUUGUUGAUAUAAGUUCAGACGAUUAUUCACCAGAGGAUAACCAAGGCCUAGACUAUGAAACUGCAUCUUCUCUAACACUCUUGGGCAAAAAGACUACCCUUCUAUCACCUGAACCUGUUGUUGCAUCUGGCGUUCCAUGUUGCAGGUUAGUACAGAACCCUGGUGAAUUUGUAGUGACCUUUCCAAGGGCUUAUCACAUAGGAUUCAGCCAUGGUUUUAAUUGUGGGGAAGCUGCUAAUUUUGGAACCCCAAAGUGGCUUUCAGUAGCUAAAGAGGCUGCAGUGCGCAGAGCUGCCAUGAAUUUUCUUCCUACGCUUUCACAUCAACAGUUGAUUUACCUGCUUACCAUGUCAUUUAUUCCAAGGGUGCCUAGGCCCUUGUUACCAGGGAUACGAAGCUCUCGUUUAAAAGACCGUCAUAAAGAAGAACGUGAGUUGUUGGUGAAGAAGGAAUUCAUCGAAGAUAUCCUCAAAGAAAACAAACUGUUAACCUGUAUUCUUAAUAGAUCUUCCUCUUAUCAUGCAGUUAUAUGGAACAUGAGUAAUGGUCGUGUGUUAAGUGUCUCGAUCCUAACAGCAAGCAAAGUUGAAGAGCUGUUGGACUUCAUAGGUGGAGCUGAUCAGUUUAUUGAGGAAGCAGAACGGAGUUUACAUGAUGCAAUCAUGAUAGUAAGGCGGGCCAUGAAGAAUUCCACGGUGGUUGCUGGUGGUGGUGCAAUCGAUAUGGAGAUAAGCCAAUACAUAUGGCAACAUGCAAGGAAUAUAGCUGGAAAGUCACAGCUUUUCAUAAAUGCUUACGCUAAAGCACUUGAGGUUAUCCCAUGA
Lactuca virosa is the source of this 963-nucleotide messenger RNA. The record is from the annotation of a GenBank genome assembly. NCBI's taxonomy places the organism in Eukaryota, Viridiplantae, Streptophyta, Magnoliopsida, Asterales, Asteraceae.